AUGCACUCUCUCUCACCAUCCAUCAAUCUCAAAUUUCUCAACGGUAAAAUCCUUACCUCACCCUCCUCCUCCUCCACCAAUCACCACCACCUUAAACCAAUCUCAGCCGUCGCCAACAACUCAUCCUACCGCAAAAAACAACAACAGCUGCAACAACAACCACAACAGCAAUUAUAUCAACCCUUCCGACCCCCACCAACUCCUCUCCCAUCAAGAUUCCAGAACCUCGACAUCCCAGGUCGAAUCGACAUCCUUUCUAACCGUCUCGGCGUAUGGCACGAAUACGCACCUCUCAUAACCUCCCUCAUGCGCGAAGGCUUUUCGCCUCCUACAAUUGAAGAAACCACCGGCAUUAGCGGCGUUGAACAGAAUCGCAUCAUAGUCGCAACUCAAGUUCGCGACACUCUCGUUCAGUCCAACCUCGACGAAGACAUUCUCUCUUACUUCGAUAACGGUGGCGCUGAGGUUUUAUACGAAAUUCGUCUCCUCAGCGGUCCGCAACGCGCCGCCGCCGCGUGUUUUCUUGUGGAGAAGAGGUAUGAUGGGAAAGGCUCUCAGGAUCUCGCGCGUGCUAUAAAGGAUUUUCCGAGUAGACGCGGGGAGAAGAAUUGGGAGAGUUUUGAUUAUACUCUUCCCGGAGAUUGUCUCGCUUAUAUGUACUAUAGACAGAGUAAGGAACAUAGAAACCCUUCUGAUGAGAGAGUUUCAGCGCUUGAAAAAGCGCUCAGUGUUGUGGAAAGUGAGAAUGCUAGGAAGGUUGUUUUUGAGGAACUGAAUGGGAAAGGUGAAGGUGAAGAAGGAGAGAUUGAAGCUAUUGCGUUGAAGGUGCCUGUUCCAGUGGUGAGGUUGCAGAUUGGUGAAGUGGCGGAGGCGAAUUCGGUGGUUGUUUUGCCUGUGUGUAAAGCUGAGGAAGGUGUUGAAGUGAUUUUGGCAGCACCUUCUGAGAUUAGGAAUGAAGGUGUGUUUGGUAUUGCGGUGGCGGAGAAAGGGUGGGAAAAAUGGGUGGUGUUACCGGGUUGGGGACCGGUGGUUGGUUUGGGGAAAGGCGGUGUAGUUGUGUCGUUUUUGGAUGCUAGAGUUUUGCCAUGGAAGGCGAAUAGAUGGUAUAAGGAAGAACCUAUAUUGGUGGUGGCUGAUAGGAGCAAGAGGAAAGUGGAGAAUGAUGAAGGAUUUUAUUUGGUUAAAGAUGAAGGGAGUGAUGUUGGUUUAAAGGUUCAAAGGGGUUUGGUUUUGAAGGAAUUGGGUGUUACUGAGUGUUUAGGGAAUGUUGUUUUGGUUGUUAGGCCACCUAAUGAGGAUAAUGAUGAUCAAUUGAGUGAGGAAGAUUGGGACUGA
Molecule: messenger RNA, 1335 nt
Organism: Lathyrus sativus (Indian pea)
Lineage: Eukaryota; Viridiplantae; Streptophyta; Magnoliopsida; Fabales; Fabaceae
Source: the annotation of a GenBank genome assembly